AUGAAGACACUGUUCGAGCAGCUAAAAACUCUCUUCGACUAUGAGCUUUAUUCGAAUGCGGCCACCCUGGCCAGCUUACUGUUGUCGAUAUAUGACCAGAACCGCGCAACACUUAAUCCCCAGGAACACCUGGCUACGCUCGUUUACUACGCGGAAUCACUUUUCCAUGAACGGCGCUUCCGUGAAGCCGAAACCAUUUACCGACAAGCGCUGCAACUCAAACGGUUAAUAACGAAAAACAAGUCACCCACCUGCAAAGCUCCACCGGGCCAGUUGUUCGGCACGGUGGAUCUCCAGUCGGAGGUGGAGUUGAAGUACAAGACGGCGCGUUGUCUUAUAGAGAUGAAAUGCUAUCGCGAUGCAAUCGUGCUGCUUCAAUCGCUUGCCCUGAAGCAGCGCACGCCGAAAGUGAACAUGUUGUUGAGUAAACUUUGUCAUAACCACGGGCACGAAAGGAGUGCAAUCGGGACGUACAAGGAGGUGCUAAAGGAGUGCCCACUAGCAUUCGAAGCGAUCGAGGGCCUGCUGACUCUCGGCGUCAAAGGUAUCGAGGUGAAUUCGCUCAUUGUCGAUGCGUCCGUGGCCCCGCAGUGCAACGAGUGGAUGAGCAGUUGGAUAAGGGGCCACGCCAACAUUCAGGCCCGUAAGUACCCGGAGGCAAUACAAACGUUACGCACCCUCGAGACGAGCACGUGUCUUCGAAACUACCACCAACUGUUGGUGCUGAUAGGCGAGUGCCUUUACUAUAAUGGCGAGUAUGAGCAGGCGUACAUUACCCUGAAACGGGCGCAUGCAAUGCAACCUCAUUCGAAGAAUGGCCUACAGAUUCUGGCAAUUCUAAUGGCAAAAAAUAAGAAAAUUACCGAAUUGGAAAAACUUAUCACUCCUUCUCCUUCGCUGCUGAACGAAUAUACGUCGGAGAUGUGGUUCGUGAUGGGACAGUACUUGUUUGCGACAGGAAAAUACGAAAAGGCGGUCUAUUUCGUGCAAAAGGCGUGCUUCCUAAAUUCACGCAACGUCGAAGCGCUGGUGCUGAAGGCAGAGGUACUGUUUCAGGUGAAAAAAUAUCAACAAGGCAUUGCGCACCUUCGCUAUGGGCAGCAGUUUGCUCCAUAUCGGUACGAAAUUCACAAAGCACUCGUCGAUAACUAUCUGAACAUGGGUCGCAUUCGGGAGGCGCAAGUGCAAGCGCUUAAGGCCGUCAAAAUGCUGGGUGAAUCGGCGCGGACAUUGAUGCUUCUCGCCCGUACUUAUGUGAAGGACGAAGCAGCCCGACCGAAGGCAAAAGCGUUGUGCCAAAAGGCUCUCGUGAUGAAUGAAAAUUUCCUCCCCGCGGUUUACCUACUGGCUGAGCUGUAUCAGCGUGAGAAUGAUCUCCCUGCCCGAUUGAGACUGCUCAAGAAGCACGCGAUGAUGGCACAAAACUGUAAAAUCCACGCCAUGCUAGGUGAUAUGCUGAAUAACGAGAAAGAUCACUCUGGAGCUUUGGAACACUACACGAUCGCUCUGAAUCUGGAUCCCUCGAAUCGAAGCGCCAUGGCGGGGCUGUUGUCGAUGGGACAAAACAUAGGAAGUACGAGUAGUAAUGCAGCACCGAAUGCUGGUGCCUCUUGUUCCUAUCUCGAGUCGAUGGCCGAAGAUGGUAGUGACAUACCGGACAAUCCACUAGAACUUAUCGAAAUACGAACAACCGGACCAAACGAGAUGGAAUCGGAAAGUGACGCCAUGUGGUCGGACCUGGAAAUCGAAAUCAACCAGUAG
Molecule: messenger RNA, 1761 nt
Organism: Anopheles nili
Lineage: Eukaryota; Metazoa; Arthropoda; Insecta; Diptera; Culicidae
Gene: APC7
Product: anaphase-promoting complex subunit 7
Exons: 4
Coding region: 1-1761 (586 amino acids)
Biological process (GO): cell division
Molecular function (GO): protein binding
Source: RefSeq, a predicted model, not a curated record